GUCACUGGGUGUAUCGCCACGAUGGAAUCUCAUUACAUAAGCUGCUGAAUCAGGAGAUCCCCAGUAUUGUGAAUCAAGAUGUUGAUUUCUUCCGUUGUGCCUACAGCGGAAGCAAUAAAUAGGACUACUGUACUCUGUGAUACAGUUUAUUUUUUGGCAUAAUUCACAUUCUUCAUUAUCUGAAGGGAGUAGCUUCACUGCCUUUUGUUUAGAGUGAACCAUUUUAAUCAGCUGAGAAGGAACAAUUUUAAAUAUGGAGAUUAUGGAAGAGGGAAACAUGAUGGAUCGUGUUCGAAUCCUAUUGCAGCGUGAUAUGGCCUAUUACCAGGCUCACCAGACAGUUCUGCAAGAAAAUCUAUGUCCAGGCGUUGUGGGAGGACUGUUAGAUUUCCCACACUAUGCCUCUUUUGCUGCUGUCAAGUUGGUGGCAUGGUGGGAAGAGGAGUAUGUGGCAACAUUUCACUGUGCAUCUGGUUUAUUGGAACAUUCAAGUGAUGAUCCCAUGGGGCAACGAGAAUCUGAAGAUUUAGAUCGAGGUUGUGGAGGCAUUGCUGUGACCAAGACAUCGGUGCCAACUGAGUUUGUGAGUCUUGUUGCUGAUUCAUCAAAGCAGUUGUUGGAACACUUGCAUACCCUCAGCCAGGAAGCCCUUGACCAUGCUGACCUCACUGUGUUGACUGGGACUCUGGGAGCAGCUGCCCUCAUCAGGAACUGCUUGUGGUGCUACAAUGAAAAACUUAAGAAUAAAGAGCAGACACAGUCCAAACAAACUGCCAUGUUGUCACUUCAAGGGAGUUACCGCAAGUACCAUGAGAUGGCAGAAGCUCUGGCUGAGAGGUUGCUGGAUCUCCAUUGUCGCCUGCUUUCACUGUAUGUGCUUCAAGAUGCUGACUGCCUUCAUUGGGAAGAUCCCCACCCCUUUUUUGAAGGAGAGCGUGGGUCUUUUGUUAUUCAGAUGUGGUGGUUAUAUAUGCAAGGUACAAGAGAAGAUUUAUGGAAAACAGUGCCUCCUAAGAUGGCUCAGAGGGUCUUGGCUGGAAUGUUGAAUGAAUCCUUAACAAUUCUGACAGUUCGCUAUACUCAGGCAAUACCAAGCAGUGGACGCAGCCUCCUGUUAGUGACAGAUGUCAGCAAUCUACUGCUGUGUGUGCGACAGAUACUACCAUCAAUAUGCAGUGAUGCCUCUGAGUUAAUAGGGCGCAAUCUCCGGAACAAAGUCUUGCGUGACGUGCAUGCAAAGUGUUAUGAGCUCUUGGUCUGUCUUAUCCUUCGAGGAAGUCCUCUCUCUGCACUCUACAAGGUGUUUCGCCGAGGAUUGAAUGAGGUUGCUAUCUUCUCUCCAUUGGACAGUUCAGCUCCUGCUCCAUGGUUAGUUCUAACAUCUCCUCACUUGUUUCCUGUCCAUCAGAGUACCAACAGCAACCUACCUGAUGGAUCUGCCAUUGCACUGGAACUGUCAUUGCUUGUUGCACAGCCGCAGGCUUCCUGGCCACUUCUUCUCAAGGUUCUCACAAUGCGUCACUACAGAGUUACAUGCAUAAUUUUACAACAUUUCAUGCAACAUUUUUGGAAUGUGACCAUUCAACCUGCAUGUCAUAACGUGAAGGAUGCGAAGGAUACCCAAGAACAGAAAGGUGAAGCAAAACAAUGUGGUGGCUUUCUGUGUGGUGGCAGGGGCAAUUGCUCUCUUGGUGGCAACGUCUCAGAACAGCAUUUGCCACCCAGUGUAAUUAUUUCAUCACUCGUCUACAUUGUGGCAGUGGUGGGAACACAACAUGACCUGGCACAUGUGCUAGUUCCAGUAUUAGAAAAGAAUUCUGAUUCCUGGGGCUGUUGUCUUGAUAGACGACAGGUAUGGAACCAGAGUCGCCCCCCUUGGCUAGAAGCUGUAAUAUCACCACUAGAGCCAGUUCUGUUUCCUGUGGUUGAGACUUUGUCAGUCACUUUUGCUGGAGGCUGUUCCUUGGAUCAGGGUAUAGAUGUUGUAAUGGACUGCCUUAUACAGCUGUCCGACUGUCUCCCUUCUUUGGUGCUUCGAGCAGCAGCAGUUCUUGAGGAUGCCAUACCAGCAGAUAUUCAUCCUUUGGCCAAUUCGGUGUUGCUGCAGCUCGUGGUGGCAGCCUUGUACUCUCAGUUGCUGGCUACUGGUGGGAACACUUCUGCUACAGCACUCGCAGAAGCACUGUGCAGCCUCGAUCACUCUGGGCAGCAUAACAGCAAGAUUGACGCUUUCAUUCAUGCGGCUGUAGAGUGUGCACAGAUCUCAAGCCAGGAUGGUAACUGUGUGACCAUGGAGGCAUCACCAUACACAGCAGAGAUACUCGUCAGCAGGCUGUUGCUUAAUGCAGCAGGCCAACGAGCUCUCAAGGUUAUGUGGCAAUUCAUGCAGCACAGUUGGCAGUGGUUGCUGGGACAACUGGGAGCCCUUGAACCUGGUGAAGUGACCCCUUCUACUCCACCCCUUGUCCCGACCACUGCAUCUCGACCUGCUCUUACCAAAUUGCUGCACACUAUGUUCCAUGUGGGGCACAGGCAGUUUGACCAAUUGUUGGCAGGGACUUGGGAGCUGGACUGGUACAGAUUGCUUCAAACUCCUCUCUCACUCACACCAGAACGUCUAUGGAAUCAGUUGUCAAGCCGUUCAGAGUUUCAUGAAUCAUCAUCAGGUCUGCUAAAUGAACAUGAUACAGCUGUUGUUGCUAUGCUGUCUGGAUUGUUCCAGUUGAUAGCAGCUACACCAUUGAAUCAGUGAUGAUAAGAAUGACAAUGAACCUGACUGCUUCUAUUUCAGAGCAGGAAUAUUAAAUGACUGCAGUUUUCUUUUUACUUUUCAUUGGUUGCACUGUCUGAGUUUGGGCACUUUAAACAUUUGUGGGAAAUAAUUUAGCAGUUAAUUACUGUGAAACUCCAAAAUAAUUAGCUUGUUAUUUUAUGAUUUGAGAUAUGACAUGAAUAAAGUAGUGUUACAGGGAGAAAAAUGUUGUACGGCUGUUUUAGAGGACAGAAUUUGCAUUGUCUUUCUCAGACCCUUCUCGUAAGACAUAACUAUCUUCUGCAUAACAGUUACUAAUGUUUUCCAAACCUAGUAAGCACUGUGUCAGAGAGUUUCUUCUGUAUUAAAUUUCAGAGUAUGGACCUGUUCUACAUUAAAAUGUUGUUUACUGUUUUAAGCUGUGUUGUUAGUCUUAUACAUAAUACCAGACAAAGAUU
Molecule: messenger RNA, 3210 nt
Organism: Zootermopsis nevadensis
Lineage: Eukaryota; Metazoa; Arthropoda; Insecta; Blattodea; Termopsidae
Source: RefSeq, a predicted model, not a curated record